Molecule: messenger RNA, 1564 nt
Organism: Actinia tenebrosa (Australian red waratah sea anemone)
Lineage: Eukaryota; Metazoa; Cnidaria; Anthozoa; Actiniaria; Actiniidae
Source: RefSeq, a predicted model, not a curated record
ACAUCAAGAUUACCGUACCAAGACAGGAAAACGAAAUAUUCGAAUAAAUUAUGAACAUAACAUAUGACCAGUCUCACCAGAUUUAAGAUUUAAUUUCACAGUCGUAAAAUCUCGAAAAUAUUUGAAUAAUCGUUAGACUUUUGAGCUGAAUUUCACUUUGAAGGACAUCAAAUGGAUUUCUACACCGUGACAGGGCAAUAUCAGUUUUAUACCCAAGGCAGUUUAUAGAUCAGUACUAACCAUGAACCAAGGUUUACAGCGCUGGAUAACUUUUCUAGGUCUCAUGGCCGUUUCUCUUAUAACAGAAGCAAGCUUAGGGGAGUGGGGUGAGUGGAGUGUUUGUUCUCGGAGCUGUGGUGGAGGAACUCAGACAAGGAAUCGCACAUGUGCUGGGUGUGUUGAAACAAGAACAUGUAACGAAGAUCGUACUUGUAGAAUAGGCACAACAGCGAUGAUCGGGGUAGCUGUGGGAGUCAGUAUCAGCAUCUCUACAAUCAUUAUUGUCGUCCUUGUUGGUAUUUUCUUCGUUAAAGAGAAAAAUGAAAAGAAAAGAGCGAGAAGCACCUAUAAAAGUUCUCUGGUUGAGAGCACCCCGGGAGUAUCUCGCAGAACCCGCACCUGCACCGUUGACAGCAACCUCGACAUCAAGUUGAACGUGAUUCGUCAAGAUAAUGACUCCCAGGCCCAAAGAAGCAGAGUGUGCCUGGUAACGAGUACAUAACGAACAGCCUGGAAGCUCAUUGGUUACUUCGACCAGCCAAGACUGAAGCCAGAUGAUGAUGAUGAUGAUGAUGAUAUUCAAAUCACAUAUAAGAUGAUAUUGCAUUGCUCAUUGGAGACUAUGUAUGACUUAACAAGUUCGAAAUAAGCCUCACUUGGCCGAUGAAUGAGAACAAAAGAUAUGCUGUUGAGCCUAUUGUUUUACCGCAUCAUAGUGAGGCUUAGUAUUUAUUAUCUCGUAUUACUUAUGCAUUGGAUAUUAUAAUAAUUAUAUUUUAUGAAAUAAUUGUGAAACAUACAAAGUAUUUUAAGAUGAUGAUGGUGAUACAUCAUGGUGAAAAUUGACGAUGAUGACGAUCAAUGAUGGUGAUUAUAAUAAUGAUGGUGAUGGUGAUAAUGGUGAUGAAGAUGACGCAUGCUGGCGAUGACGAUGACGAUAAUAACGAUGAUUCUUUGAUGGUGAUAAUGAUAGUAUUAUGAGUUGUAAUAAUGAUUAAUUAUAAUAAUAUUAAUGAUAUUUAUUAAAAGAGGAUCGGCGUCAGAUAAACGCACUUGGCCCCCUGUGUUCAAUAUAUCUAAUGAUUCUAUGAUACGUGGACAUCUGAGCGACUGAUGUUUAGUCAGAUAAAAACAUGAUUGUAAACAAUAAAGUUAUAGAGCGCAUGCAGUAAAACCAUGAAAUAAAAACAAAGUUGAUACGGACAAAUAGUACUAUUUAGUAACUUUGUUUUUAUUUCAUGAUUUUACUGCAUGCCCUCUACUCGUUUUAAAAACUUGAAGAGUGUACAGAAUAUCGGGUUGGAAGAUAAUACUGAUAAAUAAACUUUAAUCGACUCAGCCUUCA